This is a messenger RNA of Pomacea canaliculata, 4661 nucleotides long. RefSeq names its product hexosaminidase D-like. Gene Ontology annotation, biological process: carbohydrate metabolic process. The record is from RefSeq and is a predicted model, not a curated record. Gene Ontology annotation, molecular function: hexosaminidase activity. NCBI's taxonomy places the organism in Eukaryota, Metazoa, Mollusca, Gastropoda, Architaenioglossa, Ampullariidae. Bases 143 to 2683 code for a protein of 846 amino acids. The transcript is spliced from 5 exons.
AGAGACAUGGCGGGUGUUUACAGGUUAAAUAUUACAGACAUGUCCGCAUGUACAACGUAUAUCACCCACACAAUUCUCUGAGUAUAAGUUCGAUCGUGUACACAGCGGAAAAGAUCUCACAUGCAGCUUCAAGAAAAGGAAAAUGCGAUUGAUGUCAACCAAAAAACGAAUGCAUUCACGUUUUGGACUGUUGCCUUACUUUAUUGUUGGCACGGCUGGCAUUUUAAUAGUCUACUAUGCCUGGAAUUCAUUGUUUGUUACCCCUGAAGUGCUUGGUUACAAAAUCAAAGAUGAUAAUAAAGAGAAAGAUAUAGCUAUGAACCCAGACCCCAAUUGGUCUGUUCUGGAGGAGAUAAAACUUCAGGAUAAAAACCAACUCAGUGAUGAAAAACAGGAUGCACAACAGACAAAGGAAAAGCAGCUAAAGAAGGCCCAGGAUAGGAAUCCCAGUCCAGGACUCUUUCAAAAUCCGGAUUCUGCUGAUGAAGCCUUUUUCCAUCAGCUGCAGCGCUUGGUCCACCUUGAUCUCAAAGGUGCCCCUCCCCUUGUGAGCUACCUAGAACAGUUAUUUCCUUUGCUCAAGUCUCUUGGUGCUACAGGCCUGCUUAUAGAGUAUGAAGACAUGUUUCCAUACAGCGACAGCCUCAGCCUUCUUGCUGCAGGCAAUGCUUAUUCACAGACAGACCUGCAGCGCAUUCAGAUGGCUGCUCGUCAAAACGACCUCGAGAUUGUGCCUUUGGUACAGACAUUUGGACACAUGGAGUUUGUGCUCAAGUAUGAAAAGUAUAUGAGUUUAAGAGAACUAAAUUUUACACCACAGGUCAUCACCCCAGCCAGAGAGGAAUCCUACCUGCUACUCCAGCAGAUGAUUAUACAGAUUCUACAGGCUCACCCUGAGGCAAAACGCAUUCAUUUGGGCUGUGAUGAAGUGUUUGAUCUUGGUAAAGGCCAAAGUCACACCUUGUUGAUGACAGAGAAUCUUACUCCAGGGGAUCUUUUUCUUCGUCAUGUGACCAGACUGGCUAUGUUUAUCCGAUCUACUUACCCUCACAUUAAGCCCUUGAUUUGGGAUGAUUGGAUUCGAAAUAUCGAUGAAAAGACUAUAAAGUUGUCUGAAUUAAACAAGGCUGUGGAGCCAGUGGUGUGGUAUUACGAGCAUAACAUCAUGGACCGUAUACAGCAGCCAGUGUGGAAGAAAUAUGGCCAGCUCUUUGAAGGUGUGUGGGUGGCGUCAGCCUUCAAAGGUGCCUCAGGUAGUGGCCAGUACAUCACUAAGUCCUCUUUUCACAUUGACAACAAUCUUCAGUGGGUGGCCGUCAUCCGUAACCUAGGCAUCCAGCAGAAGCUGGUGAACUUCCGAGGAAUUGCCCUGACUGGCUGGCAACGCUAUGACCACUUUGCCACAUUGUGUGAGCUUUUGCCUGUCGGCCUUCCCUCAUUGGCCAUGUGUCUUUCGGCAACCAAGAAUGGAGACUUUAGUAAACAGCAGCAGGUAACAGCCAGUCGGGCAUUGGGAUGCUCUUCUCCUCUAGAUCUGGAAUUACCUGCUCUUCAUGGAGAAGGUGCACAUGUAACUCAAGACUGCAGCUUCCCAGGUAGUGAUGUCUUUUAUGCAGUGCAGCAACUGUGGGGCAUCGUAACUGCUACAGAGCAUAACUAUCGCUUGCAAUCAUCUAUAUCAGGUUGGCUGACAAACUACCAGGUGCAGAGAGGUUUCUCCAGCCCUUAUCAUCUACGCAUCUUGCUUAAAGAACUUGCAAAGGUAAUUGAGCCUUUUCAGCAUGUGUUGAGGGUUCUGGAAGAAAACUUGCUGAAGGUCUAUGACAGGAGUACAGUUGACGAGUGGCUGGAGACUAAUGUCCAGGACCGCAUUGACAAGCUAGAAGACAUUUUAGGCAAGGCAGAGGCUCUUUUGAAGAAAACUACAUGGCCACGUCGUCCACUGGGGCCUCCACCUAUGAAAUCAAGGUCUGAUGAAGUUGGCCAAAAGCUGCAGUCUAAGGAUUUUAAUCCAGCAACCCAAGGUGUGGAAGUAGUGCCCAUCCAAGGACAGGUGGAUAGCAUUCAAAAUGUGCCCGUCCAUUUGAGAGCAAACAUUCCAGGAAAUGGGAAUAUCCCUGUUAUAAAUUCCCAGGUCCAAGGUGUGAAUGGCGUCGUCACCCACGGAAGUGAAGGAUAUUGGCAGGGUGUGAAACUAUCUGAUGUGCUGCGUCAGAGCUUCACUCCAACUGUACCCAGCAAACUGAGGUACAUUCAGAGUGGAAAUGCUGAAGAUGGAAAUAUCCAACAACAGUUUAUUGCUGACCCCAACCAGAAGAGUGGAAGUGCAUUUGCAGAUGUUAAACAUGGACUAGGACAGAAUGAUUACAUACAGAAUUUGCAGCAGCCUCAGCAAGUUGUUGGUAGCCAGUACAAAGGUCAAUCUGCAAGCAGUAGAUGGAAUAAUGCUGUACCUCAAAAUGGUGACAAUCGUUUCCCAUUUCAGCAGCAGGUCCAGACUAGACAGGGCAAAGAGGAAAUAAUACCAAACAGAGUUGAUGACAUGACCGGCAGGGCAAACAGAGGACGUAGUAAAGAGGAUGGAGUCAGAGAACAAAAAGUGAAAGCAAAAUGGCAGAGGGGUGAGAAGGAUUUGGAAGGCACAAGAUCAAAGGCUUUCUCUCUUGAUCGUGCUCAGCAGUAGGGAAACCAAGGUAUGAGCUAGAAAGAUAAGGAGGAUUUUAAGAAUAGUGGUGUGAACAUAGAAUUUUUUUAAUGAUAAUACAGUUUGAUAUUUUAAUGAGACUAAUAACCAAUUUUUACUUAAUUGAGAACAGCGGAAAUCUCUACGAUGUCAAAAAUAAUAAAUAAACCCAGCAGUGUAAUAUAUCACCUACCCAUUAGACCUCUCUGAAAGUAGAAGGUUAAAGUAUAGAACGAAGGAGCUCUACUAUGGACUUUUUCGGGAGUAUCUAGUGUGAAUGAACAAAAGGUUGGCAAAUUCACAUUUGGCUACCUAGUCCAGAGUAUGGUAAUGAAGGAUGAUGGCAUUUCAGUAAAUAAGAAACCUAUGUGAAUCUAAUGUCACUGACGCUUUCAGUUACUUAUUGAUUGUUGUUUGCGCUGAAUUCUGCUGUACAUUCAAUAUAUAAAAACAAAUGGGCUUAUUUUAAAAUCCUGCGGUACUUUCUGAAAAGUAGCCAAGGAGUUUCUCCUCGUUUAGCUGAGAUCAUUGAUGAUAAUGCAGAUUGGAAUAAUGAGGUUUAUCCUGGAAGAAGUAAAGAAUUUGUUAUUGUGAUAGCAUUGUGGACCAUGGAUACAAAUAUAUCACUAUUAGCUGAAAAUCUUUGAAGUUUAACAGGAAUAGAUUGUACACAGCUGUUAUUUAAGUAAUAAUAAUUAGUAGACCACAUCAGUCCAUUAUGUGCAAUCACUCGCACAUCCUUCAGAUGAAAUGGAGUGUACAAACUGCAUCACAUGAAAUGGAAAGGUGAAGAUGGUGGCCACAGCUUCUGCUUGGAUAAAUGCCUGACACAGAACAGUAAAUUCUUAGGUGAUAGAUUUUCUUCUGUUUUUCAGUCAAUGGAAAUAUUCGUAUUAGCGUGAUUUUAUACCAGCCUUCACCAAAUUACAAACAUGAACUGAUCUCUUUGCUUUUGUGUAAUUUUAUGAAAUAACAAAAAUGAACGUGAAAUGUGCUAUACAUUUUGCGGCAACACCUGAAGUGUGAAGUGAAGGCAAACCAGGAAAUUUACACUAAAAGUGGACAGAUUUGACAAGCAGGACUACUCACUCUUUUCAUUGUAUCAUUGGCAUAGGUUGCUGAUAACCUUAAAAUGAGAAAAGUUGCCCUUGAUCUUGUUGCUUGCACUUGAAAAAUGUGUAUACUUUUUAGUACUACCCUUUUGUUUCGUCGUGGCUUAUUUGAAGGUUUAGUUUCUGUGAUUUUGCUUGUUUCUUUUCAAUCUGGGAUUUCAAAAAAAAAGGUGGGGGGGGGGGAUGGACUGUAGCAGUAAUUCAGAACCAGACAGUUUAGCAGUAUAUUUUUUUUUACAUUUGGGGUUAGGAUAACUUAUCACACAUCCUUAUCCUAGGAUUGAAUAAUAUUCAGACCAGUUUGUUAAAAUGAUUUGGCCAAAAAAAAAAUUAAGGUAACCACUUGAUAGUAAGAGUGUAAGAGUGGUACUUUAGUUCUGUGAUGGUCAUAUUGAGACUAUGCAUUAAAAACAAGAAUCGUUUGAUAGUCGUUUUAACGUUACUUUCAGCUUUUUUGGUAAGCCACAGCCCCCUUAUUAUUGCAGUUCAUAUGCAAUACUAUGUAUGAAAAAGGAGCAAUCCAUCCAUGCCAUGUAAUUCAAUCUAAGGUUUUUUUGUGGACCUUCUCCAAUCUUUGGUUCAAGGCACUUGCAGCUUUGAAAGCCUGGCAUAAAUUGUCCAAGAUCUGUUAACCCAACUCCUCACCUUCAUCAAGGCCACCCAGGUGCUCUUGUAUUUUAUUCCAUGUCAAAUUCCAAAUGUUCUCCUCCAUUGACAGUACAAGUAUUGCUAGCAUAGAGAAUUCUAUUAAGCAGACCAUUUACAUUCCAUUCUUUUUGUACUUUAUCUUUAGUUUGCUUUAGGUAUUUGCCAGAAGCUGUUGGUUUUCAAUAAAUGGUGGACUUUCAGUCUCAUUUUGGUAAAAA